AUGUUUUCUGAGCAGGAGGGCCAGGCAAAGCUCGCAGCUGAUGCAAUCCCUCCGCCGAGCAAAGCUUUGAAGGGACAGCUAAAAGACAUGGGGCUCGGGGUGGAGGAAAGUGUCGAGCUGUUGGAAAAGCAGAGAGAGAUGAAGGCCAAGGGCCGCAUGGAAAAGGCCGCGAAACAGGCGGCCAAGGGUCGAGGAAAAGCAAAGAGCAAGGCAGCAAAGCAGAAUGCAAAGGCGACAGCUGCAGCAGAAGGACCAACGGAGAACAAAGAGGCGGCAGGAAAGGAUGAUGAUGAGGAGCCGCCAGCGAAAAAAAGGUGCUAUACGAUUCGGGAUCCGAUGUAUCAGGGCUGCAGCAGCAUCACUUUGAUGGCAAACCAAUACGGAUUCUAUGUUCCUGCGGUGUCCAUGGAUCACGUGGUGCGAGAGUUCGCAAAUACCUACGGCAUUUCAGUGAACAAGUCCGGAGGCUCCAACGUGAGCUUUCGAAAGUAUGGGCCCGUCUCUGCAUGGAAGCUAUCGCUGCUGUUUGCCGGCUGGGUGCAGCCACCACGACCGGCACCGAACAUGAAGGAUGAGGCUGCUGUGAAAGAGGCAGUCAAACGCCUUGAAAUGCCGCGACAGUGA
Symbiodinium sp. CCMP2592 is the source of this 624-nucleotide messenger RNA. NCBI's taxonomy places the organism in Eukaryota, Dinophyceae, Suessiales, Symbiodiniaceae. The record is from the annotation of a GenBank genome assembly.